AUCGUUUUCUCUGGAGCUGAAACACAUGAAACCACAUACUAUGCUCGUGGAGUUUCCUGUGAGUGCGCGCACAGAGUCCGGCCAGUACAGUACAUAGGAAAUGACUCAUAGGAGUUGAACUGUGAGCGUGGGUGUGUGCGCUAUUAAAGCAAGGCGCAGACUCCUGCGGGUGAGUCACUCUGAUGCUCGCUUUUCCAUGCUGAGAACCAGCACGGACUGACUGCGCAUCACAUGCACUUUUCGGGAAUCGUGUAGCCGACGGAGAGCAGCUUCCCCCCCGGGCACACACCAUGGCUUCUGACGCUCUCUGCGCGCUCUGCGGACUUAUCAUCGCGGCCGUGGCCAAUUUCCACGUCGUGAACGCAGAGACAAGUCUGUGUGGCAACUUAGAGUUUUGGAGCUCAGAUGCGGACGGGUGUAUGCCAUGUGCGUCGUGCAAGCAGUACCCCAAGACCCCGUCGUGCGACACAUGUAAACCUGAUGAGGACACACCGGAUGUGUGGAAACUAGCGGCCAUCACAAGUUUCUCAGUGCUCGCCGUCGUGCUGGUCGGUGCUGUCUUGAUUAUCGGGGUCAUGGUGCAUCGACACAAGUCACACAAACGACCUCUACGUGAACCCAUUGAAGAAACUGCGGGGCCACUUUAUCAAGCUUAAACAUUUCACCUCAUCUUCCUCUGGAAACAGAUGUGACAGAACCGAGCAGCGACCGGCUCACAGCCGGACGCAGAGACCUCUGGACCAUGAAGUGUAUGCUCUGAACACAGAGUAUCUCCUGACCAGAAUCGGACCAGUUUUAUUUAUUAGACUGUUCAGUGAAGGGAUCACAGUCCCAUAGCGACCACAGGACUUAACAACGAGCAACUCUCACAGCUUAACAUUAUAUUAGAGUAUCAUUUUCAGACUUCGUGUGCCUCUAUAUUCCAUAUAAAUGAGAUUAUGAUCCAGAAUAUCCUUUGUGGGUUUAUAUAGAUAUUUGACUCAGCAUCAGGAUUAACCUACAACCCACACUCCUGUUUAGCGUUGUGCUGUUUUCCAGCAGGACUCCAAUGAAUGUAACACAGCUAGUGCCGUCUGGGGCUGCGGCCUGAUCCCCUGCUAUUCUGCAGGGUAACAAGGGGACUCUCUGCUGGUUAUUUACCACAACAGCCUCUUCAAGAUAAACCAUGAGUGAGUCAAGACAAACUGUUUGGCACAUUAAGGCCAUUUGAAUGUAGCUAUUAUUAGGUUGAAAUGUAUUCUAGCCAUUGUCCCUGACUGCACCUCCAUAGCUGUUCUUUGAGUUUGACAGAAAACUGCUCAUGCACCGUGAGCCCGUCUCUUAAAACCAACAGACCCUCUACUACAGGUUAUAACAAUCUGGUUUUGUUCUGUUUUAAUGUUUUUGUCUGACUUUUUUUUAAUUUUACUUAUAUUACAUCCCCAGAAUUCAUGUUACCGUCCCAGCGUUAGCGGCACAGGAUGCUUGAAACACUAGAAACACACAAUGCCAGCCUACUAACAAGAGCAGAGAAUGUACUGUACUGGAGAGAAUGACACCCACAGCGUGUUAGGCGAAGUUACACAAUCACACCUAACUCUGACUUGAUGAAUGAUGAUGCUCAAAGAAAAAAGCGAUGCAUCUAUCAAGAUGUCAGUAAUUUUGUGGCCUUUGAAACCAGUGAAAAACAUGGUGGGCAGGAUUGUUGUUUUCCACUUUUUCUUAUUGUACAAAAUGUUUUUGUCUUUUUUCCAUCUUCCGACCAUCUUGCAGUAUGUGGUCACUGACAAUGUUUCAGGUCUUUUUUUUGGAUCUGUCUGCUUGUGGGUGAAAUGCUUGCCCUCUGGCAGCGACAUUAGGGAAUCACUUAAAAUACAGAUACGUCCACAUUUCUAUUUUUUUGUUUAGAUGUUUAUAUUAUUUAUUUGUAAGUAUCUUGCAGUGUAGCAUUGUUUCAAACUGCAAGGGACAAGCACAUAUGUAAAGGGACUCCAGUGAAGAUUUCUUUUAAUUUCUACUUGGCCAGCCUGCGAUGUUACUGAGCAAUAACUAACACUUCCUGCUUAUUCCUCUUGCUUUCUGUCUAACUGUAUAUACUGUACAUGCACUGGCUUCUUUUACCUAAUGCAAUCCUAUAAACUGCUUUGUGUACCUAAAGUAUUUUCACAAUAAAA
Paralichthys olivaceus (Japanese flounder) is the source of this 2153-nucleotide messenger RNA. RefSeq names its product tumor necrosis factor receptor superfamily member 12A. Gene Ontology annotation, cellular component: plasma membrane. Lineage: Eukaryota; Metazoa; Chordata; Actinopteri; Pleuronectiformes; Paralichthyidae. The record is from RefSeq and is a predicted model, not a curated record. Gene Ontology annotation, biological process: positive regulation of apoptotic process. Gene Ontology annotation, molecular function: protein binding.